CCCCCCCUUCUCCAACACUCUCUCUCUCUCCGCAUUUUAAUUGGGUUUUUUCUCAGGGCAAAUUCCCAAUCUUUUUUCUGGGUUUUCACUGCAGUUCUCCGCAUUUAAUUGGCUUUCUGUUCGAGGCCUUAAACAAUCACCAGUUGUUUCAGGGGUGUUUUGAUUCGCAUUUGAGGGAUUAAAUUGUUCAAGUAAUGCCAUUGAAUUCUCCAUAAAUAAAUUGAGGUUCAAUUAAAAACGACGGCAUGUGUUAAAGGUAAUAAUGUAUGACGGUAUAAUGCUUUGACGGAGCUUUGUUUGACAUCUUGUGCUAAUGGCGGCUGAUCAGCAGAGAAAGGGUUGCAGUUCUAGGGAGCAACAUAUAGCAAAAAAGAAAAAUAUUGGAUUGCUUCAGGAUGAUUCAGACGUGAACUCUCAUAUUUCGCUUGAGUGGGAUGGGAAUCAGAACAUGGUAGUCGCCAAAAGGGAUCAAAUUGGCAUAAGUAGGAGAAAUUUGAAGCCUUUUUUUGAUUUUGCUUUCAACAGCUUUAAUACAUUGGCAGAUGUUUUUGCUGUUCCUGAGGGAAUCUAUGAUUUGGAAAAUUUGGAAGAUGUGCUUUCAUAUGAGGUUUGGAAUACUCAACUGUCUGAGAAUGAGAAGAAUCAUCUUAUGCAGCUUCUUCCUAGCGGACAAGAGGCAGAGGAAGUUGUGCAAGCAUUGCUUGCUGGGGAUUGCUUUGACUUUGGAAACCCUUUACUUAAAUGGGGUGCUUCACUUUGCUCAGGUGAUUUCCAUCCUGAUGCCAUACUUCGUAGGGAACAAUGUCUAAUAACUGAUAAGAAAACAUUCUACAAUGAGUUGCAGAUGUACCAUAAUGAUAUGAUUGCAUAUUUACAGAAGUUGAAGGAGAGAUGCGCAAGCUGUAAGGAUCCUGAAAAGGAAAUUGUGCAGAAUAUGUGGAGGUUAAGAAUUGAUGUCGAGAAACCAAUUUUUUCACAUGCAAAUGAAUCCAGAUUGCAUGAUCUUGAGGAAAAUGCCAUAGUUACAUCUGAAUCUUGUUCUUGGGAGAAAGCAUGCAGUAGUGAUAACCAGAUUUCCUCAGUGAACAAGGGAGGAGAAUUUCAGAACAGGAUCUGUGAGAAAGGCUUCCUAAAGGACAGAGGUAGAAAUUUGUGGGUUACACCAGAUGGAGCACUUAAUGCAGGAGCAAGAUCCAAAAAAGGAGACAAUCUACACAGGCACAAUAUCUACAGUAGCGAUGGUGCUAAAUACAUGUCGUAUGUUAAGAUUAGCAAGAAGCAGUAUGAAAUUGUUAAGAGCCUGAAGCAGUCUGGCAAAAGCAUUCAGUCCAGGUCUCUCGAGCGGGUUUUAGGUAACCUUGAUAACUUUGUUGUACAACCAUAUGAAGUCUUUGUGGAAGAAGAACAGAAGAAGUUACAUCAGCACUGGUUGCAAUUGGCAGUUAAAGAUAUCCCGGCAGCUUAUGCAAACUGGAUAGAAAUGCAUUUACAAAGAUGGCAAAUGACAAAGUCUUUGGAGAAGGACAUGAAAAGGAGGCUAAGGUCUCUGAGAGAGGAUGACGAAGGUGGUCACAACCUUGAACAUGUGCUUCAGGAUGAGAUAGAUAUUGGAGCAACAAACUGUCAAUCUCCCAUGGAAGAUGAUGAAAAGUCCUUACCCAGCUUCCUACAUGGUGAUGAGUGCAACCCCACAGACAUGGAAGAUGAUGAAAAGUCUGUACCCGGCAUCCUACAGGGUGACGAGUGCAACCCCACGGACAUGGAAGAAGAUGACAACUCUCCACAGAAGCUUAGUGGAGGUCAUGAGUGCAACCCCACAGAUACAGAUUCAGAUGAACAUUUCAGUGCAGAGUCGGAUAAUGAUUCAGAAAAGCAUAUCAUUAUAGAAUCAGAUCAUUUUCCUCCAAAUGUACCUGAUUACACGGAGAAUCUGAGUACUGCAGAUACUCCAGUAAACGAGGGAGCACAAUUAUGUGCUAGUGGAGAUGUCUGGAAGGCAGUUAAUGUGCCACAUUCUUACUAUGAUUCUACCACAUGUCACGCAUAUUCAUCUGCCAGUGAGUUAUCGCUUGCACAUCUACAAGUUAAUCAAGUUCAGCAGACACACUUAGGUGCUAUAGAGUCCGACUUGCCUGUGAGAGACAGUGGGAAAGAUUUAAUGCACAUACAAUCAGAGAAUGGUUCCUUCAGUUCUUACCGAAACCAAGAUCAAAAUGAAAUGCUUCAAUCUCUCUUUAAGGGUCAGAGCAUGCUAUCUUACAAUCCUGAGAAGAAACAGACAGGGUUGGAAUUCCAGCCACCAGCCAAUGUGUUUAUAGGUGAUGGUCAGUUUUCAGCGCAUUUUGAAGAGCAGCAACACCAGUCACUGCCUCUGGAGCAAGGGCAGAAGAGAGAGAGCGAGGUAUACAUGCAACCAAGAUUACCUGAGAACAUUUACUCUGAUGGAGGUAGUUACUUAAUUUCAAGGCCGGAACAUUCGGCUCCAGUUGAAGUGCAGGAUUGGGCUGUCAAUAGUGUUCGUAUGCCAGGACCUCAGCAAUCUCACUUACAUGGUGGAGAAGUGUUGAGUCAUAAUUGGUUUUCUGGUGGUACUAGUGCCACAAGUCAGACCAUUGGGAAUGGUACGAACGCAGAUCAAAGCUUAUUCGGUGUUCUACCUCAUUGUAACCAAUUGCGAGCAAGUAGCCCUUACCAUCCCGUAGCCUCCGCUGAGCAGUUCAUUUCCUCUAGGAGCUAUGGAACGGUGGGUGGGGUUACUCCGAGGUUCGGAAAUGUUGUACCACAAGCAGGAGCUGAACUUGAUUACUUGGGUGGGCAUGAAGCAGCCACUCCCAUGAUGCAUGAUGAUAUGCAAUGGAUGAAUUUACCGCAUCAGAACUCUGGUUUACGUGAUCCAAUGGGUAAACCAUUCUUGAGGUCGUGGAACCCGUAAGACAAUUUUCUUGCCUGGUAACGUAAACAGGAAAUGGUGACAAGUGAGGGUUACAGUAGAUGAAAGUGCAGAGUUGGAGAUAGGUUUUUGACUUUGUACAUACCUAUACAAGGGCCAACUCAGCAGCGUGUACAUAUAUGUUAGAUGGGGGCAGAGACAGAGAGCAGCAGGCAGGGGUUGGGGGGGAGACCGUGGGAUUAUUGGACAAUUCCUGGCAUCUCAAAUUUGUUAGUUGGUAGUUUAGAAUUUUAUUUUUCAUUGGGAAUCCUUUUUUCUUCUUAUUCUCUGUUUAUGGAGAACUAUCUUGGAAUAAUUUUUUGGAGGCUUUUAAAGUUUUCUGUAGAGGCAAAUGCUUGAAUAUUAGCAUAUCAUGGCUUUGGUUGUUGGCUGGCA
Pyrus x bretschneideri (Chinese white pear) is the source of this 3325-nucleotide messenger RNA. RefSeq lists its product as uncharacterized. Gene Ontology annotation, cellular component: Ino80 complex. The transcript has 11 exons. NCBI's taxonomy places the organism in Eukaryota, Viridiplantae, Streptophyta, Magnoliopsida, Rosales, Rosaceae. The record is from RefSeq and is a predicted model, not a curated record. The coding region runs from base 314 to 2932 and encodes 872 amino acids.